This is a messenger RNA of Aphanomyces invadans, 3748 nucleotides long. Its product is annotated as ULK/FUSED protein kinase. Gene Ontology annotation, cellular component: cytoplasm. The transcript is spliced from 2 exons. NCBI's taxonomy places the organism in Eukaryota, Oomycota, Saprolegniomycetes, Saprolegniales, Verrucalvaceae. Gene Ontology annotation, molecular function: protein kinase activity; ATP binding; protein binding. The coding region runs from base 67 to 3681 and encodes 1204 amino acids. The record is from RefSeq and is a predicted model, not a curated record. Gene Ontology annotation, biological process: protein phosphorylation.
CUUGUUGAUGAUCUGUUUUUGGGAGCAAGGGCAUCAUCUACGUGACACCAUCGCGGCAGGUGCUCGAUGCAAAAUUACCACAUCUUGGAGCGCAUUGGCGAAGGCUCGUUUGGGAAAGUCUAUCGUGGCAGGAGAAAGUACUCCGGACAUGUUGUUGCGCUAAAGUUCGUGUCGAAGCGGGGCAAGUCGGAGAAAAAUAUGUCCAAUUUGCGCCAAGAGAUUAACAUCCUUCGAGGCUUGAACCAUUCGAACGUGAUUGCCAUGCUUGAUUCGUUUGAGACGGAGGGGGAGUUUUGCAUGGUCACUGAGUAUGCGCAAGGCGAAUUGUUUCAGAUCCUGGAAGACGACCAUCAAUUGCCGGAAGACGAGAUCAAAAAGAUUGCUGUGCAACUGCUACAGGCGCUCCAUUACCUGCACACGAACCGCAUUAUCCACCGUGACAUGAAGCCACAAAACAUCCUCGUGGGGCCGAAACAGCAAAUCAAACUGUGCGACUUUGGAUUUGCCCGCGCCAUCUCAGCCGACACGAACGUGCUGACGUCCAUCAAAGGCACACCGCUCUACAUGGCGCCGGAACUGGUGAAAGAACAGCCUUACAAUCACACGGUAGACUUGUGGUCGCUCGGGGUCAUUUUGUACGAGCUCGCGGUCGGGCGCCCGCCGUUCUACACGGAUAAGAUUGUGACGUUGAUCCAGUUGAUCGUCAAGGAAAACGUAAAGUACCCCGCGACGAUGAGCGCCGAGUUCAAGAGUUUCCUGUCCGGGUUGCUGCAGAAAGAUCCAUCGAAGCGCAUGACGUGGCCCGAUAUUCUCAAUCAUCCAUUCGCGAGGGAAACCGCGCUCCAAAUACAAGACCGAGAGGCGCUGGAGAGACAAGUGCGGCGGUUGCCUACAUUCUACGAGGCCAACCAAAAGCUGGCAAACAGUGCCCUCCAGCGCAGCGUCGAGUGGAAGCCCGUCGAUCCACAAACUGGACAAGUCAUCGACACGCCCGCUGUUGUCUCUUCCACACAAAAGAGCCACGAUGAACUUCGCACGCCGUCGCAAGCCCAAGACAAUUCGGAGCUCGUCCGAGUGUGGAGCACGUACGAAAUUGACACGACUGGCCAUGACGCGGGGUAUCUUCGUCUAUUCGAUGCCCCGACGUUUAUUAGUCAUGUCAACCAAGCUCUGACCUGUACUGACUCAGUGUGCCUCCGUACGGCGCUGUACGUCGUGCACCGAGCGCUGCAACAAGUGGUCAAAGCUAGCAACUCCCUGGACGCAAGGCACUUAGUCAUUGUUCAGAACCUCCGCGCAUCCUUCCUCGAACACCUGCCCCAUGUGCUUUCAAGAAGCCGGGACAAUGCAUUGCAAAUGGUGCGGUCGCUCAUGCUGCAGGUGCAGGGGGGAGGUGACUGCAAAGCCGACGUUGGUGGGAUCUUGUGGUUGUUGCGAGAGAGACAGGUCGUGGCAGAUGUCCCGCUGCUGUCAAAGGUUCUGAAAUGGCUCGGCACGUGCUUGGAUCAUGAAGCAAACGCCGCUAUAGUGUUUCAAGGCAUCGUCCACGACAAGGCGGAGCUGAUUCCGGCGCUUUGCGGGUUGCUCGACCAUGAAGAUACGAGCGUAGCUACAUACGCUGUUUUUGCUCUAGCAUCGUUGGUGCAUCCCAAUGGCGCUGCAUGGAACAUUGACAUUGCUUUUCCCGCGACCGCGGCAGCGAUGGUUGACAGCCUUCCCGUGGCUCAAGACAAGAUCCAGCGAUUGCGCUCCACAUAUGCACUGCGCAUCAAGAUUCACACUGACGUCUCCACCGCACUGUUCAAAACCGGAUUCUCAUCAUUAUUGGCCAAAGUCGGCAGCGAGCUUGACCUACGAACGCAUGAAGUCGCGGUCGACGACGACAAUGCCCCCCACACUUUGCUCACAAACCUGCUCAAAGUGCUCUUUUACAGCUGCCGAGUGUCGUCGCCACUGUCGAAACGAGCGGUCAAGACUGUCCAGCUAUUCCAUGCACCCACAGUGCUCGAUCGCAUGAAUGGACCCGAGCGGUACUUUGCGCUCGAAUCCAUGGCCGUGUGCCAGCGGCGAGGAGUGCUGUCGGCAGAAGCGUGCGUUCACCAGCUAUUUCAAGUCGAGAUGACUCGAUCGAGGCCGCUACAUGUCUUGGACCAAAGUGCCAUGUGUACAUUACUAUCUGAAACAGUAGAAGGUGAUGUGUCUGGAGGAAUGGCCAAGGCGGCGGUCGAGUUGGUGCCCCUUCUCUCGUUUGCGCUUCCGUCCGACGACACGACGAACGACCUCUUAUUUUGCUUUGGUCUGCGGGCAACCGGCGUCCUCGACAGUUCGGUGAUCGCUCUAUACCGCAUCGUGGCGUCGUUAAAGAAACAUGGACAAGCGGACUUGCUCCACCAGGUGCUCAUUCAUCUGGAAGCGUACAGCCACUGGCCAGCCUUCUGCACGCUGCUCAAGACUGGCGGAAACGACAAAUUGUCUCCGUGGGGAUUGUUUUGCUUGCUCAAGCUCAUCCGAGUCUUGACUGAACACAUGACCGAAACGGACCAGUUCCUUCCCCCGCACUUGGAGCGCCAACGCACACUGGUGCCACUCCUUGUGUCGCUGCUUCGUCCGGCCCACAUCCAACACUUGCUCGUGUGGCCGGAUGAAGUAGGCGGCGGCCUUCAAGCUGUCAAAGCAAUGGUGCACGCAAUCGUCAAGAUUGUUAGCAUGCCGUUUAUGAGCGCAGACGUGUCGGAGGAACUUGUGUUUCAAACCCAGGAACUGUUGUACGAGUCGGGGUGCGUCGGGCUCGUCCUUGGCAUCCUCAGCCAACACGCGUUGGAAAUGGAGCUCCUGGUCAAGUUUUUGUCCCGGCUCGUCACGAGUUCACCGCAUUUUGCCAUGCAAUUCGUCGACGCGAACGGCGUCGCCCUCCUCAAGUUGCAAGGGCUGCUGCAGGGCACGACCGCAUCACUUCUUGUUCAGGACGCGCUUGUCCUGCUCUCCCACAUUGCGCGGUCGUCCCGAACGCACUACGGGAACAUUGAAGCCGCCAACAUCCUGGUCGAGCUCCGAGACCUGCUUGCGUCGACGGAUGCAACCCUUCGUGCCAAGACGUGCAACUGCGUCGGCAACCUCAGUCGUCACUCCAACCACUUCUACGAGCACUUUGUCCAGCCAUUGCCGCCGACGCAGUCGAGCAUCGUCGACGGACUACUCCAAUGUGUCCAAGAUUCGGAUGUCCUCACCCGUCGAUACGCGUGCUUUGCCAUCGGAAACGCGGCGUUCCACACCGACCAGCUGACUCGGGUGCUGCAGCCCGCAAUUCCACACUUGGUCCGUCACCUUCACGACCAUGACGUGAAGACAAGGUCCAAUGCCGCAGCGGCCCUCGGGAACCUUGUCCGGCAGUCGGGAACGUGCUGCGUUGACUUAGUUGUCCACCGUGCGCCGUAUAGCCUGCUCGAAUGCGCAUUUGACGAAACUGACCUUGGCACGAGACGAAUUGCACUCUUUUCCCUCGGAAACUUGUGCGAGUACGAACUGUGUCGCCAGUCUAUGACGUCUACCGAUGCCUUGUUCGCGCAUUCGUUGGAAGGACUUGGUGACGACUCGACAGAUGAACUGGUCAAAAAGUACAUUCGACGGAUCCUGUCGAAAUGGCCCGUCGCCAGCGGCGGUGGAUCCCGCACUGCUCGCUAACGAACUUCGAAAUAUGCAUGGUAUUUAUUUCUGGUCGUGCACAAAGGCACUGCAGCACCACCGUUUU